UUAGAGCAAGUGCUGUUGAGUUUAUGUUUUCCAAAAGAUUAAAAAUGAUCCUUUUGAGGAAUUUCACUUUUAUUUGGGUCUUCCUGUGUAAAGAAAUCUGUGGUUAGCAGUACAACAAAUGUGUUACCCGGCUUCUUUUUCCUGGUCAGGUUCAGAAUUCCACUGUUGGGUGCUGUUCAUCAUCACGAGUGCUGAAAUGGGAGGCUGAGCACCGUGUGCUGCCCACGGUGUUGCCAGGAGGGUUCCUGUAGGUUUUUCUUGUCCUGAUUUGAGUAUAGGCAUGAAUGCAUGCACACAUGUACAGACACACACACAUGUACAUAGAGACACAAACAUCCACGCAUAAAAGUCAUUCGCAGUCAUGUCUACACUGAAACCCAGUAUUAAAACAUCCCAUGUCACCGUUUCGGUGUCUGCAUUAAAUGCCUUAGACUUUACUCUUAGCUAAGAGCAUCUUAAAUAUGCAGUCGCCAAUGACUCUUCAGCUUUGUAGGCCUCUUCCAUCAUGUCAAUAGACAUUUUUAGAUCAGAGCUGUCAUAAGUUUUUAGAGAGGUAGCUGUAUAUGGACUACUGUAUACUGUAGUUUGACUUACGUAUAUUAGCACAUAUAUCUCUGCAAAUAUUUAUAUUUUCCAUGGAAUUCAUUGUUCAUAUAGAAAGUAAAACAUGCUCAGUAAAAUUUAUCUUCGCUCUCUUGGGUUGUGUACCGAGGAAUGAUCAGAUAACAAAUGACUGUGUAAUUUAAAUCAAACAAAGCAGUAUUCUCAGCAUACAUUAACAUUAUUUGGAAUGUUUGUUUCAUGGUUUUUACAUUGUAUUAGUGUUACGCUAUUGUAUUGGACAAGAUUUUUUAAAAACUCUUGGAUACUGAGACUAAAUUACUCUCAAUCAAAUUGUAAGGAAAAACCAUAACUUAUCUAAAAGGAUUUUUAUUAUCAACUCUUUUCAUUAAUGCUUUUUGGUUGUUUUAUUAAAAGCACUGGAACAAAAUAAUAGCCUUUUUGGACAGUGGCACAUAAAAGUAGUUUUUCCUCAUGAAAGCGUACUUGCAUAUGGAAAAUUGAAUAUGCAGGAAGUGUUGAGGCCACAUGCUCAGAAAAACAGUUACAUGUUAUGAUGCACAUUUAAGAUGUUCAUAAGGAUCAACUUUCUAAAAAUGUUUACCAAGAAUCAAAUCUAUGGAAUUGUCAUUUCGUAAAGGUGUAUGCUAACUGUGUGUUUUGAGACUACUUUUUCUUAAUUGUUAGAUUAUGUGAUUAUAUAAUGACAUCUAAAAAUAAAGCACUUUUGCUGGUGGUUUGGGCCUAAUGAGCUAUAUUUUAAAGGAACAGAAGAUGAGUUCAUUAAGAAGUUUGGCUUAAACUUAUCAGACCAGCAAAUCAAUUUCUGUUUUUCAUUUUAAAUCAGUCACAGGGAUUUGGAGUCGUCCAUUCACUUUAUGUCUCUUCUUCUGCUCUAAAUAUUGAUGUAAUAAAAUAUCUAGGUUUUUUACCUGUGAAUGUGUAAUGACUUUCCUGCUUUACUGUUUGGGGUCAGAUGAAAUAUUUUUCUACUUAAACUCUGUAGUUACUAUAAGACAUUUUGCAGGUGGACUGUUUAUUUAAUGAGUCUACUAACAUUUUCCGUCAAAUGUCUAAAACCAAAGGCACUUGCCUACUCACUGCCAGACCUCUGAUUAAGACUCUGGAGACAGCCCUUUGGGUAAGCCUCUGGUUGCUGUCUUCCAUCUGCUCCACAAAGCAGGUUCCAAAGCUGGGGUCCCUGCCGUAACAGCCCAGAAAUCUGCAACCAGCAACAUUGCCUUGCUUAGCUAAGUUCAUGGCUCAUCCCACUGAGGAGGCCUUAGCAGCAGAGAGGGCCACCUGAGUCAGACUCAUCUGGGCUUGAAUCCUGAUUCUGACUUAAAGGAUUUGGACACAAUAUUUAAUCUCUAUGGAUCUCCUCUACUCAAUCUUCAGAUGUCAGGGAUGAUAGUGAUACAUGGCCGGCUACAGAAAAGAGUGGUUGCAAGGGUUGGAGUGUGGUCAUCUUGGUGUGCCCUGGGGAUGUGGAGAUGCAGGAGGCAGCUCCUCAUGGAGGCAGCUCAGGGAGUGGAGAGCAGAGAGGGCUUGGUAGUUCCCAUGGGGAAUAUUUCAUGACUGAGUAAGCAUCCAGUUGUAAAACUUCCUCAGGUGAUUCAGUGCAGCACUGGAGGGUUUUUAGGAGAAAUGUAAUUCUUGUUUUAGGAAAACACACCCAUUUGUUCCUGGUUAUAACUUUUGAUCAAACAAACCCAGUUGAGUGUGUUGUAUGGAAUGGUUUUACAAGGGGCCUGGUCAUGGUGGCCUCUCCACUCACGGUGUCCUACUGCUUUCCCCUGAGCCUCUGUGGCUCCUCUAACACACCUGCAGUUUCAUUUCAUGCGCCUGUUCCAUGCAUGUGGCAGAGGGUGGAAUUCCUCGAGCCCUGUGUGUCCUCUGGCCUAGUUUACUUUAGCUUUCUUUCGUUAUUCCCAUCUUUUUUCAUAGUUUAUUUCUGUGUCUUAAUUUUGGAACUUUUUCAUGCUUUGAAACUGUUUCAAGGAGCCAUUCUUCAGUCUCUUGUCUGCUGUAGAAGUAUCAAAGAAAAUGGCAUGUGUCCCCUUCACCAGCAGGACUCCAGCUAAUGACUCCAAAAUGUGUGUGUAGUGAAACGCAGCUUUGGUUGAAAGGCGCUGGGACACUGACGUGCCCAUGCCCAAAUGUGGUUUAUCCAGGCAUGCUGUUAGCGCUGUGCUGCUGUUCACAUCAGAUCUAGAGUCAGGCUGAGCUGGAUUUGAAUUCUGACCGUGACAGGUAAUUGCUCCAGAACUUUCUUAAUUUUGAUCUCAGUUUCUUUAGUUGUAAAAUGGGAAUUCUACCACCUACAUAACACUGGCUUUCGCGACUACAUGCAGUUGUGCCCCUGAAAUUCUAAUAGUUCCUGGAGAUAACUCAGUAAUACCAAUUCCCCCUUAAUCCUUUCCCUUCAUUUUCUAGUGAAUACAACCCAACUAGUGAGGUGAAAAUUACCUAAUGAUAAAUCCCCUCGAAGAGACAGAGACAGGCAGUGUUUGUUAAUGCUGAGAACUUCUGGGCCCACAGGAAUCAUCCACACCCACAGUUUUGAGAGACACUACCGUGAGAGAGAGAUUUUUCUGCAUGAACGUGACUUCGAGUUGUUAAAUUAUUACUACAGAGCUUUCCUUUCAAACCUGUGAGAGCUAUCGAUGUGAGAAUACUCUUUAAGGACACACACAGGUCCCAUGAGGUAUGCCUCCAUCGUGAGACAUUGAAGUUACCAUGGGUAUUAACGUAGGUUAUUAAGAAACAGGCAUUUUAACACAGGUAAAUUCGAAUUACAUGUAGUUCAUGUUAACCCAGAGACUCAAAUGCUGCAUGCACUUUCCAUUUUACUAAAUAAUUAUUUAUGUUAGGGUUGUGCACACAAGGCCUAAGUCUUUAAUUGGUGUUUCUUCCCUUCUAUAGAUAUAAAUAGCAUUGCCUGAGAAUUUGGCUGUUCAUUCAUUGUCUCUGUGACUUACUGGCUGUGUUGCCUCUUGAUUUCUUAUGUCUACUUAUGAAAGAAGAUUAGAAAUCUCUACUCUAAACGUCAACAAAAUCUUUCUGGAGGAUGUAAGCAGGGACCAGGCAAACAAGAAAACCUCUGGUGUAAUUUUCUCUGAAUUAGAUUUAUUUGCAAACAGCUGGCGGCCUUUCAUCUUUGAGAAUUGUGACUGUAUUCAUUGAUACUAACACCAGAGGUUAAAAUGUGUUACCAAGAGAACAAACGGGAGAUAAUCUUUAAUUUAAUGUGGAAAACAAAGUACUUGUUGAAGCUUUGAUGUUUAAGACUGGAGAAAAAAAAAAAAGACGUUGAGUUUCUGGCUCUCAUUUUCCAGUUCUGAAAUCCUUCAUUUUAUGUUAGGACCCAGAGACAUCAAGCUGCCUGAAUUAUGAACCCUUCUUUUCCUUUAUUUGUGGCUGUACGUGAAGCUAGGAUUAUGGGAAAACAUUCUAUCCAUAGUGCGCUUCUGGUGAACUUAACAGUUCUGAGACGAGAAGGCAUUACCCUGCUCUGCAGGUGGGUGGGUUCCCAUGGGGCGUGGCUGGAUUUACUAGCAGUGGGUCCUGUUUUCAGCAUUUUGCUAAAGACCGUCUUUUGGGACUGAGAUGUUGCUUUACAAAUAGGUAGUCACUCACUUGGCACUGAGAGAAUAAGCCCAACUUUCUGUAGGAACCCAGGAUCUGCCAUGCUUGGGAUUGGCAACCCGACAGCUGCAGUCCAUGCUCAGCUGUGAGGCGCUGUCUGACGUUGGGUUCUGAGCUUUGUGCCAUCCAGUUCAAUCAUCCACAGAACUCGAGUGUUUUCUAAGUCCUGUCGUCCAGUUCAAUCAUUCACUGAACUCUAGAGUUGCUUCCAAUGCCUGCUGUCCAGUUCAAUCAUCCACUGUAGAGUUGCUCCCAAUGCCUGCCGUCCGGUUCAGUCAUCCAUAGAGCUCUAGAGUGGCUUCCGAUUCCUGCUAUCCAGUUCAAUCAGAGUGGUUUCCAAGUCCUGCCAUCUGGUUCAGUCAUCCACAGAACUCUAGAGUGGCUUGUAAUUCCUGCUGUCCAGUUCAAUCAUCCACAGAGCUCUAGAGGGGCUCCCGAUUCCUGCCGUCCGGUUCUGUCAUCCACAGAGCUCUAGAGGGGCUCCCGAUUCCUGCCGUCCGGUUCUGUCAUCCACAGAGCUCUAGAGGGGCUCCCGAUUCCUGCCGUCCGGUUCUGUCAUCCACAGAGCUCUAGAGGGGCUCCCGAUUCCUGCCGUCCGGUUCUGUCAUCCACAGAGCUCUAGAGGGGCUCCCGAUUCCUGCCGUCCGGUUCUGUCAUCCACAGAGCUCUAGAGGGGCUCCCGAUUCCUGCCGUCCGGUUCUGUCAUCCACAGAGCUCUAGAGGGGCUCCUGAUCCCUGUCAUGCAGCUGUUCUCAGGUUAGCCUCAGGGGCCAUGCAACAACCUCACCGGAGAGUGUGGUUCAGCAGGGAAGGACUGUUAGGAAAGAGGAAGUCAGCCUGGAGGGGGCAGGGGCCUGGCUCUUUAGCGCUCAUUACAGUAGCAGGAGUCCUAAAGCCAGGGCGCUGCUCUCUGCUCUUGGGCUCCGUGACAGCUCUCUUUGGGCCCUGGAUCCUCUUGGCUUUAGUUACAGGGAGAGGCUGCAUCCCUGGCAGUGCCUCAUGCCCCGGGUCCCAGCACACUUCAUCCUCAAGGGCCUCCUGGGUGCCCUGGGCUGUAGACACCCUGCCGCCUCUGUGGGAGGCAGGAGGGAUGGUGUCUUCCUUAGGAACACAGCUCUGGAUUCGCACUCCUGGGCUCCUCCCUCAGCUCUGUGCCUCGGUUUCUCCCUCCAUGACAUGGAGCCCCCAGGAGUGCCAGCCUUAGGGGCCGUGGGAGGACUGCAUGAGCAGGGCAAGUGGUGUGUGGUGGGUGUGGGCUGCUCCGAGUCAGCCCGUGGCCUCCCGUGUAUCAGGCUGUGAGCAUCCUGCAGCCAGGGGUGUGUUCAUGGGCUUGGUCUGGUUUGCUCUCUCCUGUGUCCCCACCACCUAAUAAAUGUGUGGAAAAUGCUUGCGGGGGAACACGCUGUGGUCAGUAUCCUUAGACCAAGGCCCCCUCUUUCCUGUGGAAAGGCUGAGGUGGGUGAGGGAAUUCCACGUCUGUGUGGGUGCAGUGGUGACCACAGAAAACAGCAAAACAGAACAGAGACACGUCCCCCAUGGGAGGUUAAGAUAUGGUGACAGUGUCACCCCCUUUGGGAAGGAAGUCAGGCUGUGGACACUGUCACCUCUGUGGGAAGGGAGUCAGGCUGUGGGACAGUCACCCACCAGGGGUAGGAGUCAGGCUGUGGAACCGUGUGGGCCGCAUGGAGAGUCGGCCAUUCUGUGUGGUGCAGGGAGUGUGAAUCAUGGUGUUGGCAGCCGGUGGUUUUGAGGUAUAACUGGGCUCUAGAAGGCCAGCAAAAUGGAAGCAAGGAUGUGUUGACAGCAAGCAAGCUGUCACUAGGAUGGCUUGUUGAACCAGAAGCAGAAUCUCGGGACGUGAGUCUGGGGCUUUGAGUUCCUCCACAGGGUCAGGCUUGAUCUGUUCCCAGUGGAAAAGCCCCAGGGCUUGUGUGGCUGCAUCCAUUUCCUGUGGCUGCUGUCAUGAUGACCACAGACCGGGUGGCUGGAGGCAACAGGAAUUUAUCCUCUCAUGGUUCUGGAGUCCAGGAGCCCAGAACCUUGGUGCUGGCAGGGUGGGCUCCCUCAGAGGCCCUGAGGGCGUUGGUCCCGCCCCCAGCUGCUGUGCGCUUCUUGUUCCAGGCCCACAGAACUGUGGUGCCAGCCCCUGCUGCUGCUUCCCACGGCCGCCUCUCCCUCUCUGGGUCUCUGUGUCCUAAGCGUCUCUUCUUAAAACACUGCGUGUCGUCAGAUUUAGGGCCUGCUCUAAAUCCAGGAUGAUCUCGUCUCAAGAUGCUUAAUCGCAUCUGCAAAGACCUAAUUUCCAAAUAAGAUCACCUUCUGAAGAUCCGAGUGGCCAUAGAUUUGGGGGGAUGCUGUUCUACCCUCUCCUGGUAACGGCGAUGUCCUCACUGAAUAUCAUUGCCACACUUCAGGACGUCCUUUGGGUAGCCUUUUCCUCGGAGGCGGGUCUGGGUUCCAUGUCUCAGCCUUCCUGUGUGCCUGGGAUGAGGCAGGAGGUCACAGCCGGGGCAGCCUGGUGUGCUGGUGGGGAAGAGGAGGUGGGCUGUGCUCCCUCACUGUCGAGGGAUCUGAGUGUGUCUCCCAGCCAGCAAUAUGUGUGUUGGCAUAUUGACGUUGUGUAAUAAACACGGGCUUUGGUGAAGCGUGGAUGCGUCUCUCUGCUGGGAAACCACGGCACUUCCCCAUGUGGGCAGAGGAGUACCCUAACCUUUCCAGCAUGCAUGACCCGUCCACAGGACUGUUUUCCAGGAAGAUUCUCAUCUGACUUGGUCUGUAGACUUGGCUCUGUCAUUCACUAGCCAGUCUUGCUAACGGUGAGCCAUCCUGUGGAACGGCCACCCAUUUCAAGUGAACUCCUUGGAUCACUGGAAUCGUUGAGGGGAAAGUUUGGAAGAUCUUAUGAUGAGAAUUUGCCUGAACACCUGCUUUACUCUCUCCAAUGCGGGCCCAAGCGUGAUCUCUGCCACCAGCUUUCUUUGUAGGCAUGGGUGGUGCUGAAGCUGAAGUGUGUGUGUGAAUGAAUCGCAGCUCAUUGGCUCUUCCACAUGUUCAUUGAGGGAAAACUGCUGCUGGAAAGUACACUUUACAAUGACAACAACUCAGUUACAACUCUACCAUCCACGAGUCGUGGAAAGAUCCUGUCACCCCUCCUAAUUCUCAUCCCUCCCUCCAGCCAUGAAUUUUAUGGAGUAAGACACGUGUGGACUCAGGCAGAGCUGGAGUCUCCAUACCUCCAAGAACAGCAGCGGCCAAAAGGCUCCAAACUGUCGCUGUCACAGAGUGUCCCUGGGGUAUUUUCCAGGGAGCGGUGGCCCUGGUGGGCGCUGGGUUAUGCUACAGAUUCAGUGAGUUCCCAAACGCUUCCCUCCCUGUCCCUCCCCCAUGAGGACUUUCUUGGAGGUUGCACUGAGCAUUUCCAUGGAGGACUUUCCUCCUCUAACUUUUCAGACACCCAGGAGCACGCGGCACUGCCGGCAAGAGCAGCUCUGUGUGGACGGGCCCCUCUGAGCGCCCUGCCCACUCACUGUUAGAAAGACCCGUGUCGUCAGCCCUGUGACGCUCCCUAGGAAGUUGCCCAUUUAUGGCUACUAGAGCAAAUGAUAUCAUCACAAUAGGUGGCUCCUGUUUAAUUAGGGAUCAUUUGUGAAAUGAGAUUAUAGACGUUUAUCUGGAAAAAAAAAAAAAAACAGGAGAUGGAGGCACCUGCUCUCUGUAAUUGAUAUCCUUGGGGAGAGCAGUGCGCGGUAAUUAUGCCCAUGGCUAACUGUGUUACGGGGAAGGAGCUCGCCUCUCCUGCUCUGCACCAGGUGGCCCCCACAUCCACAUGGAGCUGACUCCAGAUCCAUGUUUUCUCUCAUGCUUGACUAUGUGGGCCAUGCAUCGCAGUCCUGUGCCUGCCACGCUGCUGCAGUGCCUGGCUGGCAGAGCUCCGGGGCAGGCUGGUCCGGGCUGUGGCUGACGGCACCUUGGUGCACACUCCAUCCUGGCCUGCUUCUAAGCAAGGAUGUGGAGGCUCCCCUGAGUGUAGGUCUCGCUGUCCGCCCAGACACCUCCUGUUCUCGGCGUUUGGAUGCUGCAGACAGAGCGGCAGGAGUCUCUCCUCGAGUCGCAGUGCACGCUCUGCGGGGAGCCAGAAGAGGAAGAAGCUGGAGACCUGGUCCAGCCGGGCAUCAGCUUUCCGGGGCCGGCAGAGGAGGAUCUAGACCCGCAGUACUCAUGGUCGCCCACGCAGCACUUCAAUGAGGAGCGCUACUCCCCGGCGCCCAGGAGCAUGAAGGGCCUCUCCGGAAGCCGGACGCAGCCGCCGCUGUGUUCCGGGCACACGUGCGGCCUGGCGCCCCCCGAGGACUGCGAGCACCUGCACCACGCGCCCGAGCGGCCUCCCUACCUGCUGAGCGCCGCGGACAGCUGCCCCGGGGGGCGCCACCGCUGCUCGCCGCGCAGCUCGGUGCACUCGGAGUGCGUCCUGAUGCCGGUGGCGCUGGGCGACCACGUGUCCAGCAGCACCUUCCCGCGCAUGCACUACAGCUCGCACUACGACGCGCGCGACGACUGCGCCGCACCGCACGUGGGCGCCAAGAUCAACCGCAUCCCCGCCAACCUGCUGGACCAGUUCGAGAAGCAGCUGCCGCUGCACCGGGACGGCUUCCACACGCUGCAGUACCAGCGCGCGUCCGCGGCGGCCGAGCAGCGCAGCGAGAGCCCGGGGCGCAUCCGCCACCUGGUGCACUCGGUGCAGAAGCUCUUCACCAAGUCCCACUCGCUGGAGGGCUCCUCCAAGGGCAACGCCAACGGGGCCAAGGCGGACGGCCGCGCCGACGACCCCCACCACGGCCACCACGCCAAGCAUGGCAAGAGGAGCAAGAGCAAGGAGCGCAAGCCCGAGGGCAAGCCGCGGCCCGGCAUGAGCAGCUGGUGGAGCUCGGAUGACAACCUGGACAGCGACAGCACCUACCGGCCGCCCAGCGUGCUCAACCGGCACCACCUGGGCCCCGCGGCCCACGGCUACCCCGACGCCCUGCAGAGCCCCUUUGGGGACCUCUCACUCAAGACCUCCAAGAGCAACAACGACGUCAAGUGCUCGGCCUGCGAGGGGCUGGCGCUGACGCCGGACGCCAAGUACCUGAAGCGCAGCUCCUGGUCCACGCUGACGGUCAGCCAGGCCAAGGAGGCCUACCGCAAGAGCUCGCUGAACCUGGACAAGCCGCUGCUGCACCAGGACACCAAGCCCGCCCUGAGGCCGUGCCACUACCUCCAGGUGCCUCAGGAUGAGUGGGGAGGGUACCCCACCGGUGGCAAAGCGGAGGAGAUUCCCUGCAGGAGAAUGAGAAGUGGGAGCUACAUUAAAGCCAUGGGGGACGAGGAGAGCGGAGAGUCAGACUCCAGCCCCAAGACGUCACCGAAGUCGGCGAUCCGACCGGAGCCGCUGCUGAAGUCCAUCGGGCAGAGACCACUCGGAGAGCACCAGACCCAGAGCUACCUGCAAGCUGCAAGUGACAUGCCUGUUGGCCACAGCCUGGACCCCGCCGCGAACUACAACUCCCCGAAAUUCCGCUCCCGGAACCAGAGCUACAUGAGGGCCGUCAGCACCCUGAGCCAGGCCAGCUGCGUGAGCCAGGUGAGCGAGGCGGAGGUCAAUGGGCAGUUUGAAUCCGUAUGUGAGUCCGUCUUCAGCGAAGUCGAAUCUCAGGCCAUGGACGCCCUCGACCUCCCGGGAUGUUUCCGAACGAGGAGUCACAGCUACCUUCGAGCCAUUCAAGCCGGCUACUCCCAAGAUGACGAAUGUAUCCCCAUGAUGACACCCUCCGACAUCACCUCCACCAUCAGGUCAACAGCAGCUGUCUCAUAUACAAAUUACAAGAAAACCCCCCCACCAGUGCCCCCUCGGACCACCUCCAAGCCUCUGAUCUCGGUGACGGCGCAGAGCAGCACCGAAUCCACCCAGGAUGCCUACCAGGACAGCCGCGCCCAGAGGAUGUCCCCAUGGCCCCAGGAUGGCCGCGGACUCUACAACUCCACGGACAGCCUGGACAGCAACAAGGCCAUGAACCUCGCCCUGGAGACGGCCGCAGCCCAGCGCCACAUGGCUGACGGCCAGAGUGGCUCCGCCCGGACCAGCGACAAAGCCAUCCUGGUAUCCAAGGCGGAGGAGCUCCUCAAGAGCCGCUGCUCCUCCAUCGGGAUUCAGGAUUCUGAAUUUCCAGAGCAUCAGCCAUACCCAAGGUCAGAUGUGGAAACGGCCACAGAUUCCGACACAGAGAGCCGCGGCCUGCGGGAGUACCACUCCGUCGGUGUGCAAGUGGAAGACGAGAAGCGACACGGACGUUUUAAACGUUCUAACAGCGUCACGGCCGCCGUCCAAGCGGACCUGGAGCUGGAGGGGUUCCCAGGCCAUAUCACCAUGGAGGACAAAGGCCUCCAGUUUGGUUCCUCCUUCCAGCGGCACUCUGAGCCCAGCACCCCCACCCAGUAUGGCGCGGUGAGAACUGUACGGACGCAGGGGCUCUUCAGCUAUCGGGAAGACUAUCGGACCCAAGUGGAUACCUCCACCCUGCCCCCUCCGGACCCCUGGCUGGAGCCCGCCCUCGACACGGUAGAGACUGGGAGGAUGUCUCCCUGCCGCAGGGAUGGCUCGUGGUUCUUGAAGCUCCUGCACUCGGAGACGAAGCGGAUGGAAGGCUGGUGCAAAGAGAUGGAGAGAGAGGCAGAGGAGAACGACCUCUCCGAGGAAAUUCUCGGUAAAAUCAGGAGUGCUGUUGGGAGUGCCCAGCUUCUCAUGUCCCAGAAAUUCCAGCAGUUUUAUUGGCUUUGUCAACAGAACUUGGACCCCAGCGCCAUGCCGAGGCCAACAUCGCAGGACCUGGCCGGCUACUGGGACAUGCUGCAGCUCUCUGUCGAGGACGUCAGCAUGAAGUUCGACGAGCUGCAGCGGCUGCGGCUCAACGACUGGAAGAUGAUGGAGUCUCCAGAAAGAAAGGAAGAAAGAAAGGUCCCGCCUCCAAUACCAAAGAAGCCCCUCAAAGGAAAAUUUCCCAUCACGAGAGAAAAAUCCCUGGACCUGCCCGACAGACAACGUCAGGAAGCCCGGAGACGACUCAUGGCCGCCAAGCGCGCGGCGUCCUUCCGGCAGAAUUCGGCCACGGAGCGCGCGGACAGCAUCGAGAUCUACAUCCCCGAGGCCCAGACCCGGCUCUGAGGACGGAGGGCAGCCACCUUCCCCUUGGUCGUUUCUGCUUUUUCACAAAACGCUUGUACAGUUUGUUACCUCCCCGGUGGCUUCUGUCUCAUUUCUUCCACUGAACACGCCCUUGCUGUUCUGCUCCUUGUGCCGUGAACACAGUGGAACGUGGUCGGUGGCCUCAGAGUCCACGAGCUCGUGGCGAGGACGACUUUUGCUUUUCUUCACUGGUGGCCUGGCUCACACUCGGCUCUGAGGGACAGGUGUGGUGAGACCUGACUCCUCCGUGUUCUCCGAGGACGGCGAGAAACGCCCCUGGAGCUGAAACCCACCUUACAUUUUGUUAUUUCUAUUUUUAUAAAUUGUGUGAUAAUUAGAGGUAAGAAUAACAAAUAACUAUCAAUGGGUGCAUCUCACCACUCCCUAGAGGCAUUAGACACCCAAGGGGAAGGUGCUACAACGCGAAGUGUAGGAAAGAAAGGCCCCUUCCCCUCGCAUACCCGAGCUCCUGCUCCGAGUCCGGGGCCCGUCUGCCUGCUCCGCCCUCCUACUCCUGUUUGUCACAAGUAGAAAACAUGAGGCUCCUUGCGUGAAGCUUACUGUGAUGGACCGUGAUGUCUCCAACCACCAAACUCCUCGCCAUACGGUUCUCCAAAACCCAGGGGUUGACAAGUCUGAACCCACUGAAAAUACCCAGCACCGCAUCUACACAUUCAAAAGAGAAGCUGAGUGUUCUUAGUGUUCCCACGAGGAAGGGACAGGGAGAGGAGCCUUAGAGGGCUGGGAGCAGAAAGGGGAGAAAACGUCCUUACUUCUACGAAACAGUCGUUGUAUUUUUUAACUUCUUUGUACGUUAAAAUACAACCCCCAGUAUUUUCCUUAAGUUUCACCGUUUAUGCUCCAUGGGAUUUUUUUUAAUGUAUGUAUAUAUAUUCUCAAAUUGCUCUAUCAGCUGACUUUCCAGGGUAUCCUUACAAAAAAAAAAAAAACACAAAAAACAAAAAGUUUGCUUGUUUAAAAUGACAGUUGUGAUGCUGUAAAAAGUUUAAGAAAUAUGAAUGUGAGUGGUAAGCAGAUCUCAGUUUAAAUGGUAAAGAAGAAAUGUAGUUUACAUUUGUAUUUUUCCACAAUUCUUUUGUCCUAUGCAGUAUUGCUAAAGAAAAGAAUAGAUUCCUUGCCUGUGUUAGACAUGAAGGAAAAAGAGGUCACCUGUUGCGAUUUCCAGCUGUGGAAUUCAAAGUAAUCAGUGUUCACGACUCUCCGGUCGGCACCGGAGGAAACUAGGAACAGCUGAUUAAUAGGAUUUCCACGAGUAUGAUUAGAUUUAGCUGCCACGACCACUGUUCCCACGUAACUUCUGUUCACCAUUCAGACCAGUCUGCAAAGGAAAAGCCUAUCCGAUCUCUGCACUGGGUUACAGUGUCACAGUUCUCAUUAUCACUCAGAGUAAAGGCAGGACUGCGAUUCCAGACAGACGUUCCCACCCGAAUACCAGGUCUUCCUUCCCAGCUUCCAGGAGUCCCGUGUCCUUAGCCACAGGCAGAACAGCUUUCCACCACCCACAGCACUUUGUCUCUAAACUUGAUUUGCACUUUACAAUGUCCCCGAUCCCUCUGCAGCCUGCGUCUGGCAGGGUGUUGGGUGCGCCCUUGUGCCAGAGCAUCCUCCCGCGCCGCAGCCACUCCCCUGCCUCAUUUCCCACAUCCCACUGCGCAUGGGACCAUUGGGAGCAGAGCUGAUAUUAAAGCAUGUUAGCUUCAAAGUUUUACUUUUUUAAAACUGAGUAAAGAUUUCCCUGUAAAAACAAAACCCUGUAAAUCAAGCCUCAUAUCUGGCAUAUAUUUUACCAAACAGCCUUAAAAUAUAUUUGGAAGCAAAAAUCAGUACGAAUGUAUCUCCUUGAAAAAUGCAAAAAAAAAAAAAAAAUUCCAUGAAAUAUUCUUCUAUAAAUGAAUCCUAUUUCCCCAGAGUGUUCAGAGCAUUUUUCUACCUAAAUAAAUACCUAAAUCUUGAGUAGUGUACAGUAAUGACGCCUAUUCCUAUAUCCACUCUAUUAUGUUAAAACAAAUGUAUCUGCAAGAAUUGGCAUUUUAGACUUAAAAUGCUGUACGAUUUCAGAUGAACUCUGCUGUUUCAGAAAUAACCACAGAAAAGCAAAGUCAGUGUACACUCCCAGUGAAAGGAAAGGUAUCCUGGAUCUGUUACAGACACGCACCUCCUCACAUCGUUCCACCUACUGGCAGCUGAUAUGUUUAACUCAUUUCCUUGAACUUAAACAAAACAUAUAAAAACAAACUGUUAAGGUAGACAAUACUUACCUUAGAGCCCAGAUUCAGUGAUCCCUGCCUAGAGGAACACAUUCGCUGGCUGUGGAUUAAUUUCUUAUGUUGUGUAAAUUCAUUGUUAUUUUACAAUCCCCAAAAGUCUUAGCCUAAAACCAUCCCUAAGUGAGCAGAUGAACCCACCACUAAAUCGCACAGGGGUUGCUGACUCGACGUGGUGAAUGUGCGUGCGCACGUCCUGCCUGGUCCGCCAUGUUCCAAAGAAGAUGAUCCAAUGGUAGAACGGAUGCCUGCUGCUAGACCUGAUGGAAUGUGACCCGUCCGCGUUACAGAUCCAAUGGUAGAACGGAUACCUGCUGCUAGACCUGAUGGAAUGUGACCCGUCCGCGUUACAGAUCCAAUGGUAGAACGGAUACCUGCUGCUAGACCUGAUGGAAUGUGACCCGUCCGCGUUACAGAUCCAAUGGUAGAACGGAUACCUGCUGCUAGACCUGAUGGAAUGUGACCCGUCCGCGUUACAGAUCCAAUGGUAGAACGGAUACCUGCUGCUAGACCUGAUGGAAUGUGACCCGUCCGCGUUACAGAACCAAGUGCAAUAUACUCAGUUCUCAUGCAGGUGACUUUCUACCAUGAAACGCAGAGGAUAAGCCAUGUUGACGUAUUGUACAUGUAAAGAAAAAUAAAACCGUUUAUGAUA
This is a messenger RNA of Callithrix jacchus (white-tufted-ear marmoset), 14368 nucleotides long. RefSeq names its product DLG associated protein 2 (gene DLGAP2). Gene Ontology annotation, molecular function: molecular adaptor activity. Gene Ontology annotation, biological process: signaling. Gene Ontology annotation, cellular component: glutamatergic synapse; postsynaptic specialization. The record is from RefSeq and is a predicted model, not a curated record. Lineage: Eukaryota; Metazoa; Chordata; Mammalia; Primates; Cebidae.